AUGGGAAAUCAGCAGAUUCGUUAUCCGGGCAAGCGUGGCUGCGGUGGUGGCCACAAAAACCAGCAUGAUGCAGCCCAUGUCCGAGUAGUUGGCGCAGCGAAUGCACAUGAAGAUUGGCGCUUUGUACGACCACGAGACCUCGUAGUGCACCGGGUUGGGGCAGUACUGUCCAAAGGUCAGUUGACGCACAACAAAACGGUCAUGAAAGGCGUUGCAAACUCGAUUCGAAGAGCUGUUGGUGUGACAAGAGCCUUCAAGGACAAUUUGGUCGAGGCAGAAAAUAAAAGGCAUGAAACAAUUUUUGAAGAACUUCAUGUUCGAAGAACCCUAAAUUUAGGAGGCCUGGAUAUUCCCCUCGUUGAGGGGGAACUGAAAACGGUUGAAAGGAUUUUCUUGAAGGCUGCGGCUAACGGAGAUGCAACAAGUGUCAAGAGGUUAAUUGAAAAUGCCAAAAGCUACCAGCUAAAUGUCAAUUGCGUAGACACAAUGGGACGAGGAGUGCUACGAAUAGCAAUUGAAGCAGAGCACAUCGAACUUCUGCAAAUGCUGUUGGGCUAUGAACAGAUCGAGCUGAGGGACUCUCUCCUUCAUGCCAUAAACGAGGAGGAUGUCCAGGCUGUUGAGCUCAUUUUACAAGCUCAGAGCGAGCGGUCACAUAAGAAGAACCUACGGGGUCUUCUGGGUCACAUCCAAUCCUCCACCUUCACUCCCGACAUAACGCCGCUCAUUCUGGCAGCGCAUCGAGACAAUUACAUAAUCGUCAAACUGCUGCUUGAUCGGGGCAACCAGAUUGCAAAGCCGCACGAACCGCGUUGUGCCUGCAAUGCUUGUGUACAAGCCAAUAGGGAGGACAGCCUCCAGUAUUCGAAGCACCGCAUCAACGCAUACCGGGCUCUUGCCAGUCCCUGUUUCAUCUCCCUUUCCAGCAAUGAUCCUAUUCUCACGGCCUUUGAGCUGAGUGCGGAGCUAAAGCGCCUGGGAGCCUUAGAAAAUGAAUUUAAGGAGGACUACGAACAACUAUCAAUGAAAUGUCAAGAGUUCGCCACCGCGCUGUUGGAGCAGACACGGGGUUCUGCUGAAUUGGCCAUUGUUCUGAAUUAUCACACAGGAUCGUGUGAUGGGUACGAGGAGGAUGCUAUAUACAUGCCUUGUGGAGCUGACGGGCAGCGUAUGAAGUUAUCACGUCUCAAGUUGGCCAUCAAAUAUAAGCAGAAAAAGUUUGUGGCCCACCCACAUUGCCAGCAGCUUCUAGCAUCUCUCUGGUAUGACGGCCUACCGGGCUUUCGCAGGAAACACUUAGGCGUGCAGGUUGGGACGAUAAGCGUAAUCUGCCUGUUAUUUCCCGUCCUCUGCACCUCGUACUUGAUUGCACCAGAAAGCCGCGUCGGAAACAUGUUGAAUAAGCCCUUUAUCAAGUUCCUCUGUCAGAGCAGUGCGUAUGUGUCCUUUCUUGGUAAGUUAUAA
Messenger RNA from Dibothriocephalus latus, 1464 nucleotides. Lineage: Eukaryota; Metazoa; Platyhelminthes; Cestoda; Diphyllobothriidea; Diphyllobothriidae. The record is from the annotation of a GenBank genome assembly.